AUGAAUUCCAAGACUGCCAAAGAUAAAAUUAUUGGUAAGUGGGGCUUAAAGCCGGGUAGGUCCAGACCCGAGAGCGAUCUCGAGAAGCGUGAGCAGAACGCAGCCGUGAGAAAAUCACUGGAGGAGGUCGUGAAAGGGAAAAGCAAAGUGACUGAUCCCGAAAGGAACGGGCUCUUAGAGAAAAUACUUUCCCUUGAAAAAGAAAAACAUCACCAUCGUCUUAAAGAGAAGGACAAAGAAAUCCAAAACUUGAAAGACAAGCUUAGAUCCAAACUCAAGAAUACUGAAGUCUCCUUGUUACAAAGUCAACUAGAGGAAAAAACAAAGGAAGCAGAAAGGCAAGAACAGUUAUUUCGUUCUCUGUCGCAAGAAAUGAACCAGUUAAAAUGCAGUUUAUCCACUGUUACUACAAAAUAUUCUGAGCUUGAAAACAGAGCCGGUACUUCUCAGGCAUCCCAGGAAGCUCUAACAAACAGCGUCACGUUACCAACUAGUCUUCAUGAAGUUGAAAACCAACUGAAAGAUGCUCUUGAGAAAAACCAACAGUGGCUACUGUAUGACCAGCAACGUGAAGCGUAUGUCAGGGGGCUGCUUGGAAGGAUCUUUGAACUUGAAAAGAAGUCCGAAAUAGUUAGCCAACAAGAAUCUAAAGAAUUAAAUUCAGAAGGUCAUCUACAAGAGGAAAAGCAAAAAUAUUAUGACCAGCUGUUACUAACUGCUAAGAGUGAUCUUGAGACUGAAAGACGCACUGUAAUCCAGCUGAGAGCUGAACUUAACGAAUUCAAAAAGAAGUAUGAAGAAACACAAAAAGAAAUAACGAGUUUAAAUGUCUUAUUGCAGUCGCAACAGGCUGCUGAAAUGAAGAUCCUAGAAAAUGAAAAUAAAAUGAAAGGAGAGAAAAUGCAAAGACUAAACCAAGAAAAUGAAACUAUUAAAGGACAGCUCAGAGAGGAAAAGAAAAAGUCUGAGGAACUCUUACAUCAGGUGCAACUUCUUCGUAAAUCAUUGCUCAAACAGGAUGAAGAACAUGCUAGGAUAGCUUUGUUGGAACAACAG
Molecule: messenger RNA, 1056 nt
Organism: Eurypyga helias (sunbittern)
Lineage: Eukaryota; Metazoa; Chordata; Aves; Eurypygiformes; Eurypygidae
Gene: CEP55
Product: centrosomal protein 55kDa
Exons: 6
Biological process (GO): mitotic cytokinesis; regulation of phosphatidylinositol 3-kinase/protein kinase B signal transduction
Source: RefSeq, a predicted model, not a curated record